CGGGGUUAUUGAUCAGUGAUAAGAAACAGCUGCUGUGACGUCUGUGGCCACGUCCAGGUGAUGUAACUAAAGCCUGUGCACGUGUUGUGGACAUGAAGCUCUGCGUCACUCAGCUCCCGCCCUCUCUGACAGGUGGAGGCACAUCUGGUCGUCAAUGGCAGAGUCUCGGGUAAUUGUGGAGGAGCUGCUGGCUCUGUGUCUCCAGAGGAUCACUGUGGAGGAAAACAGUAUGCGGACUGAGCAGGAGUUGAUUGAGCUGGUGAAGAACUUCGAGGAGGUCAGAAAGAAGUGGCUGCAUGCCGAGCUGGAGCUGAAGAAGUACAAAGAGCUGCUGGUGAAGUCGGACGUGGCCAAAGCUGCUCUGGAAGUGAAGCUGAAACACGCUCGUAAUCAGCUGGACGUUGAGAUGAAGAAACGCUACAAGGUGGAGGCCGACUACCAGUACCUGCAGAGGCAGAUGCAGCUAAUGUGCGACAUCCUCGUCCACGACACUAAAUCCAGUGCCUGUCUGAACGAUGAGCAGAAGUCUCUCUUGGCCACGUUUGAGCACAAAGGGGGGAACAUGACACUGCAGAGGAGCACCAGACGGUUGCCAGUGAUCGAUGAGUCGUCCUUCCUGUCUCACUCUGACAUCAGCUACGAUCGCACGGACGACGAUGUGGAUUUGGACACAACUGUGAUCCAACCGCUGAGGUCUCGAGCAAGAGAGAGGAGGCGUUCCUCGAUGGGUCUGCCUGUUGGUGCUCCGGUCAGGAAACGAAGCAGAGGCAGGAACUUGUCAGCAGAGCUUCUGGAGAGGAAAACUGUGGAGAAGGAGGUGGAGACCAUUGUGAAGGCCUCCAUCAUUUCUAAUGACACUGGAGGCCAGGUCCACAUGGUGCUGGGAAUCACUCAGGAAACCUCCGACACCCAGGAGUGUACCGUCUCAGCAGGAGGUGAGAAAACCCGUGAGUGUUUUGGACUCUGUCCUUCAGGCCAGACGUCGGUGUGGUUUCCCUGCAAUGACUCGGUCACCGGUCCUGAAGGUGAAGCUCUGGUCGAGGAGAAAGUCGGGAACAUUGGCAGAGAUCAGAAAGCCUCCAAACACACCUUUGUGUCAAAGACGGUGAUCCGGCCGGAGACCUGCACGCCGUGUGGGAAGAGGAUCCGCUUUGGGAAGAUGGUGGUGAAGUGCCGGAACUGUCGUGUGGUUGCUCAUCCGGAGUGCCGACAGAAGUUCGCUGAUGGCUGCACAGCCUUCAAUGCCACUGCAGGAAGUACAACUCAAACGGCAGCUAAGGACUCGUUGGAGGACUUUGCUCCUCAGACUCAUCCCAGAGUGCCUCAGCUGAUUGUGGACUGCGUGGCCGAAAUCGAGAGGAGGGGCCUGCAGGAGAGAGGCCUGUACAGAGUUCCUGGAGGUGAGCGUCUGGUAAAGGAGCUCAGAGACUGCUUCCUUCAGGGGAAAUCUGCUCUGAUGCUCAGUAAAGUCCAAGAUGUCCAUGUGGUCUGCGGACUGCUGAAAGACUUCCUGAGGAAGUUGAAUGAACCUAUGAUCACCUUCAGACUGCACAGGACCUUUAUGGAGGCUUCAGAACUGCCUGAUGAAGACAACUGCUCAGCUACCAUGUAUCAGGCCAUAGCAGAGCUGCCAAAGGCCAACAGGGACACGCUUGCCUUCCUCAUGAUUCAUUUACACAAGGUGAUGAGGAGUCCUCAGUGCCAGAUGGACCAGAAUAACUUGGCCCGGGUGUUCGGCCCAACCAUUGUGGGUCACGGGAUGCCUGAGCCAUCACCCAGCACCAUCUUGAGAGACACCAACACUCAGCUGAAGGUUGUCUGCCGCCUGUUGUCCCUCCCUGAAGAUUGCUGGAGGCGUAUCCUGAUUGGCCAAAUCCCCCCCCCUUCCUCCACCAGUAAGAUGGGCCAGAAUGAAGGGCAAGGUUGUUUCUUCCAGCCGCUGACGUCUCCAGAGUUAAACAGUUACUACCAAGCUACAGCAGGAGGAUCUGUGAGAGGGCGAGUCAGGAACCGGGCCAAUGCAGGUCGACCAGAGCCAGCGAGGAAAUUCUUCACGUCGCCCAGCUGACAGAUUUUGAACCUCUGACCUGUUUGAGCGCACUCUAAUGCUGGACCUCGACCUGAUGAUCAUUUUUAUAGAUUUCAUGCUAACCACAUAAAGUUUGUUAUCAAGGCACUUCAAAAAAUUACAAGUUGGAAUAAAACGUGAUGUCCUGUG
Molecule: messenger RNA, 2218 nt
Organism: Oreochromis aureus
Lineage: Eukaryota; Metazoa; Chordata; Actinopteri; Cichliformes; Cichlidae
Product: rac GTPase-activating protein 1
Exons: 17
Coding region: 155-2068 (637 amino acids)
Biological process (GO): signal transduction
Source: RefSeq, a predicted model, not a curated record